Messenger RNA from Anisakis simplex (herring worm), 3135 nucleotides. The record is from the annotation of a GenBank genome assembly. Lineage: Eukaryota; Metazoa; Nematoda; Chromadorea; Rhabditida; Anisakidae.
AUGGCUCCACCACAGUCAAUAACAGUGAAACGAAAUAGCAGUAACAACGAGGAACGAUCAGAAAAUGAUGCCGAGAAACGAUUCAAUCAUAACACUUUGAUCGUAUUCAUAAAUGGAGAACGAUUUGAAGAGACACAGCUCGAUCCAAGGACGACACUGGCUGUUUUUUUACGUGACCAUAGUAAAUAGCGAUUGACUGGCACAAAAAUUGGUUGUAACGAAGGUGGCUGUGGAGCAUGCACUGUAAUGAUUUCCGAUGUUGAUCCUUUGGAUGGAAAAAUUCGUCACUAUUCGGCAAAUGCAUGUCUCACUCCAGUGUGUGCGGUGUUCGGUAAAGCUGUCACUACGGUUGAAGGAAUUGGCAACACCUCAUUGCUUCAUCCAGUUCAAGAACGACUUGCCAAAGCUCAUGGUUCACAGUGUGGAUUUUGCACACCCGGUUUCAUUAUGGCCAUGUACACGCUUCUCAGAAACAACAGCCAUCCAACAAUAGCCGAAAUUGAUGAGGCGAUACAAGGAAACUUGUGCCGUUGUACUGGAUAUCGACCAAUCCUGGAAGCUUUCUACUCGUUUUCAGUGACAGAAGAUAAUAUCAUCAAAAAAUCCGACCAGGCAGAGUCAUUCUGCAGUUUGGGGGAACAGUGUUGUAGGAAUAAAUCAAAAAUUAAUGUCUGUGGCCGCAAUGAGAUUAAGAAGCUAUCAAAUUUUGACGACUGUAAGCAAUACGAUCCGUCACAACAAAUCAUAUUCCCACCUGAACUAAAGGUGGAAAGAUACGAACAACGUUCAUUCGAAUUACAUCACAACGAAUUGCACUGGUAUCAGCCGUCUAGUUUAACACAUGCGUUAUUCCUCAAGAAGCAACUAGCAAACUCUCGUAUCAUAGCUGGUAACACUGAAGUGGGUGUUGAGAUGAAAUUUCGUUUUAUCGAAAUAAAACACGCGAUCAAUUUGAAACAGACAAUCGCUGGAAAUAUCGUGACAGCCUCACCGAUAAGUGAUUUGAACCCGGUGUGGAUGUCUGUGAAUGCAUCCGUUGUAUUGAUGUCGCAAGAACGUGGCUCGCGAACAGUUUUCCUUGAUGAAAGCUUCUUUAUUGGUUAUCGUAAAACAAUUGUUAAAGCUGAUGAAAUUCUGGUUGGAAUUUGGAUACCAUAUUCAAACGAGGUUUUUGUUGAUUUAUUGGAUACUUUCAACAUCAGACAUUGUUCAAACCAGUAUGUGAAGGCAUUCAAGCAAGCACAACGAAGGGAAGAUGAUAUCUCAAUAGUGACCUCAUCGAUGAUGGUACAGUUCAACGAAAACGCUCCUCACACUGUCGAUUCAAUGCGAAUCGCGUACGGUGGUAUGGCACCAACGACAAAAUUGGCUAUUUGCACGAAUAAAUCAUUGCGUGGAAGGCGCUGGGAUGAGGAAUUACUAAACGAUGGUAUUAGUGAACUGAAUGCGGAAUUCGAUUUGCCAGUGGAUGUACCCGGUGGGAUGGCGAAAUAUCGACAAGCAUUGGCACUUUCCUUCUUUCACAAAUUCUACAUCUAUGUUAAGGAACAGAUUCAGUCUAACGAUAAUUGGAUUGUUGGUAAGGACAGGUGCAAUAUCGAUCAUCCAGAACAGAAACUGAUAAGUUCACAAAUAUUCCAAGACGUGCCAAAGACUCAAUCAAAUAUUGAUCCGAUUGGAAGGCCCUUCAUGCAUCAAUCUGGUAUCAAACAUACCACUGGUGAGGCAAAAUACUGCGACGAUUAUCAUCCUCAAGAUGCUCUGAGUAUGGUACUGGUAUUGUCACCGAUUGCGUGUGGUACAUUAAACUCAGUGGAUUGGAGUGAGGCACUGAGGCAGCAGGGAGUGCGAGGUUAUGUGGAUCAUCAUGAUGUUCGGGACAAUGCUAUGCUUGGGCAUGCAAAUGACACGCCAAUUUUUGUUAAAGAUAAAAUUUCAUACCAUUGUCAACCAGUUGGUGCGAUUGUAGCAGAUGAUCAUGAAACGGCGCGUAGAGCAGCAAAUCUGGUCAUCAUGAAUUACACUGAGCAGAAGCCAAUUGUCACGAUUGAGGAGGCCGUGAAGAACGAUUCUUAUUUGAUGACGGAUCCUUUUGUGGUGAAGAGUUGUUUGACUGAAGACUAUGGUGAUCAUGAUGCGGUGACUGACGAUUGGUCAAAAUAUGAUCAUGUUGUUGAGGGAUCAGUUCGAAUCGGUGGUCAAGAGCACUUCUACUUUGAGACACAAAAUUGUAUUGUGAUACCGGGUGAAGGUGAUGAAAUGGAAGUCAUCUCAUCAACACAAGGCGUUGAUGAUGUUCAGUUGACUCCAGAGCGAUACGAUGAUAUGGCCAUCUCAGGAACGCGACAUCCGUUCAAAUGUAACUACAAGGUUGGCGUCAAUAAGGAUGGCAAACUUCUGAACGUAAACGCCGAACUGCUCAGCAAUUGUGGACAUUCUAACGGCUCCGCUUUUUCAAUCAAUAUUUCCUCGAUCGAUUCAUAUUCAGAGCGCGCCAUCGUACAUUUCGAUAACGUUUACCGUUUCCCAAAUGCUGAAAUUGGUGGUCGCAUGUGCCGUACAAAUCUCGCGUCCAAUACGGCUUUCCGUGGUUUUGGCGGACCGCAAGGAAUGUUUGCAACCGAAACCAUGAUGCUACAGAUUGCUGAACAAUGUGGUUUUGAUGUUAAUGAAAUUCGAGGCAAGAAUUUGUACAAAGAAGGUGAAUGUACACCAUUUGGAAUGCAUCUGAGACAGUGUAACAUUCGACGAUGUUGGGAUGAAUGCUUUGAGCUGAGCGAUUAUCGAAAACGUCUCACUGACAUCAAACAUUUCAAUAGGGCAGCUGAAGAUGGUCAUUCCAGAAGCAAUAAAUUCAUCAAAAGAGGUAUCUACGUUACACCAACAAAAUUUGGCAUAGGAUUCGGAUUGAAACAACUCAAUCAAGCAGGCGCAUUGGUGCACAUCUACAGAGAUGGUUCAGUUUUAAUAUCGCAUGGUGGUAUGGAAAUGGGGCAAGGUUUGCAUACAAAAAUGAUGCAGGCAGAUAUAAGCAAAGUUCAUAUAUGUGAUACGUCCACUGACAAAGUACCGAAUGCGAGUCCAACGGCUGCAAGUGUUGGCAGUGAUGCGAAUGGUUUAGCAAUUAUGGUCUGA